Prorocentrum cordatum is the source of this 561-nucleotide messenger RNA. Lineage: Eukaryota; Dinophyceae; Prorocentrales; Prorocentraceae. The record is from the annotation of a GenBank genome assembly.
GUCGGGGUCACGACGGUGCGCAGGAACAAGCUUGCCGUCGCCGAGUGCUACCUGCAGCGCCAGGCGGACUGGUUGAGACUCCUGAUCGGGAUGGCCAAAGAGCGCCGCGCAUCCAGCGUGUCUGUGUCUUUGAAGUUCGACGAGACCAAGGAAUCGCUGAGGAUGCACACGGCCAAGGGAGCGCUGGCCAACUCGGAGCACGACGACGUCGAGGUGAUGGUUGCCACUCUGCGGCUGGUUGUCUCGAUGCCCGGCGUCGGCGCGGUCUUGUGCUGGGACGCCGUUUUCCCGCCCGUCCCGUUGCUCUCGACCAGCGCGACGCACAUCCUGGCCGCCCUGACUUCGCACCCGGCCGCGCAAGAGGUGCUCGCGCUGGUGGACGAGCUCAUGAUGCCAGACCACGCCGAGGUCGCGACGUUCACGCACGAGUUCGACGGCGCCGCGGGCAACGACAGGUUGCAGGCCCACUUCGCAUUCGACAAGUUGUACGCGAAGCCCCACGUGCACUACGAGAAGUCGCUUUGCCAGAACCACUCGGAUCUUACGCCCCCCCGAAUCUAG